Prionailurus viverrinus (fishing cat) is the source of this 1604-nucleotide messenger RNA. It is a transcript of the gene SCG3, whose product is annotated as secretogranin III. The transcript has 12 exons. Bases 1 to 1410 code for a protein of 469 amino acids. The record is from RefSeq and is a predicted model, not a curated record. Gene Ontology annotation, biological process: protein localization to secretory granule. Lineage: Eukaryota; Metazoa; Chordata; Mammalia; Carnivora; Felidae. Gene Ontology annotation, cellular component: secretory granule membrane.
AUGGGGUUUCUUUGGACCGGCACUUGGAUUCUGGUGUUGGUGCUCCAAAGCAGCCCAAUUCAAGCUUUCCCCAAGCCGGGAGGCAGCCAAGACAAACCUCUACAUAAUAGCGAAUUAAGUGCAGAAAGACCUUUGAAUGAACAGAUUGCUGAAGCAGAGGCAGACAAGAUUAAAAAAACAUACCCUCCAGAAAACAAGCCAGGUGAAAGCAAUUACUCCUUUGUUGAUAACUUGAACCUGCUAAAGGCAAUAACAGAAAAGGAAAAAAUUGAGAAAGAAAGACAGUCCAUAAGAAGCUCCCCAGAUGAUAAUAAAUUGAAUGUGGAAGAUGUCGAUUCAACCAAGAAUCGAAGACUGAUUGAUGAUUAUGAUUCUACUAAGAGCGGAUUGAAUCAUAAAUUUCAAGAUGAUCCAGAUGGCCUUCAUCAACUAGAUGGAACUCCUUUAACUGCUGAAGACAUUGUCCAGAAAAUUGCUACCAGGAUUUAUGAGGAAAAUGACAGAGGAGUAUUUGACAAGAUUGUUUCUAAACUGUUGAAUCUUGGCCUAAUCACAGAAAGCCAGGCACACACACUAGAAGAUGAAGUAGCAGAGGUUUUACAAAAACUGAUCUCAAAGGAAGCUAACACUUAUGAGGAGGAACCCAAUAAACCCAUAAGCGUGACUGAAAGUCAGACUGGAAAAAUACCAGAGAAAGUGACUCCAAUGGCAGCAAUUCAAGAUGGUUUUACUAAUGGACAAAAUGAUGAAACAGUAUCUAAUACCUUAACCUUGACAAAUGGCUUGGAAAGAAGAACUAAAAUCUACAAUGAAGACAACUUUGAGGAACUCCAAUAUUUCCCAAACUUCUAUGCACUACUGAAAAGUAUUGAUUCAGAAAAAGAGGCGAAAGAGAAAGAAACGCUGAUUACGAUCAUGAAAACCUUGAUUGACUUUGUGAAGAUGAUGGUAAAGUAUGGCACAAUAUCUCCAGAAGAAGGUGUUUCCUACCUUGAAAACUUGGAUGAAACUAUUGCUCUUCAGACCAAGAACAAGCUAGAAAAAAAUGUUACUGACAAUAAGAGCAAACUUUUUCCAGCACCAUCAGAAAAGAGUCAUGAAGAAACAGAUAGUACUAAGGAAGAAGCAGCUAAGAUGGAAAAGGAAUAUGGAGCCUUGAAAGAUUCCACAAAAGCUGAUAACCCAAGAGGAAAGAUGGAUGAGCCAAAAGGGAAAACAGAAGCCUAUUUGGAAGCCAUCAGAAAAAAUAUUGAGUGGCUGAAGAAACACGACAAAAAAGGAAAUAAAGAAGAUUAUGACCUUUCAAAGAUGAGGGACUUCAUCAACCAACAAGCUGAUGCUUACGUGGAGAAGGGCAUCCUUGAUAAAGAAGAAGCCGAUGCCAUCAAGCGUAUUUACAGCAGCCUGUAAAAAUGGCAAAAGAUUCAGGAGUCUUUAGACUGUUUCAGAAAACAUAGCUUCAAACACUUCUAAGUCUGUGAUUAAAGUAAUUUGAGUCAAGGAUUUUUAGAAAGUGAUGAAAGUGCAGUAGUUAACCUUUUAGAAGUGGUCAAACAUAGCUUUCUUGCCAUAAAAACGAUUUGAGAAGUAAAGUUGUAUGUAAG